Molecule: messenger RNA, 2019 nt
Organism: Gigantopelta aegis
Lineage: Eukaryota; Metazoa; Mollusca; Gastropoda; Neomphalida; Peltospiridae
Product: wiskott-Aldrich syndrome protein homolog 1-like
Exons: 3
Coding region: 4-906 (300 amino acids)
Source: RefSeq, a predicted model, not a curated record
AUCAUGAUCAGACAAGACGUGUGUCCAUGUUCUCUCGACUUACCCCCCCACCUGGGGGGACUGAUGGUCUCGUAUGGAGCUUUGCUAGAGUACCGGAUCACGUGCAUCGGGUCACGGGCAACCGUGACCUUGGUGUACGGAGACCCGGUACCACCGAAGAAAGGAAGGUGGAGGAAGAGGAGACGUGCGCCAGGGAAGGCUCAGGGGGAGACAAAACCGGCGGCUAAACCGCCGGCAGCGCCACCUUCUGCUUCGCCACCCAUCGCCGCUCCCCGUAUGAGGAUAGGAAUAGAAGAGGCACCAGCCCCGGACAUCCCGUCUUCUGCGUUGGAACCAAAUAGACCAACUCCACAGGCCAGGACUUCAGCGCCUCCGGUUGUGCCGCCGAUUAUACAGGCGGCACCCGUUGAGGCGCAGGCCCGAAAAGUGGCUAUAGUAAAACGGAAGGCAACCACUCCCCCGAGUGGCCAACCAGACAAGCCAAGCCAACCGUUCCAACCGCCGAAACCUGACGAGCCACCAAUCCAACAGUGGAACCUACAGGCGGGCAAAUUACAUCAGCGGUACGCCAAACUUAUCCGGAUGAACGUUGAGGACGAGUCUAAACUUUAUAUAGUACCCAGACAAAAAACUUGGGUCAAGCUUCCAAGGAGCCCGGAAGGAGAAUUCGCCAUCAGCAAAACCCUUCUGAGAGAUAAAGAGGAGGUGUGUAUACUGACCAUACACCAAGCCGGAAUAUACCAUCAGGGAAUGCUGCUAAAAGAAAUGGACAACCCGACGAUACACCGCAUCGUGAAGACGAUAUCGGGGGCCAACUACCGUCCAUUGGUCAGGCAAUUAGCACUCAGCCCAUACCGGCCCUUCUUUACAGACAUUGACUCCUCCAACUUCAUCGGAUCGCCCUAGACGCCAACCUUUGCUAGGACAGUUAGGCCCUGGAGGAUGAAGGAUUCGUAAAGCGGGGAGCACCGCGCCACCGGCAGUCAGGCGAUCCAACAGGCGGGAGGCCCACUAUGUAAAGAUUACAGUGAAAGAUAGACAUGCCAACAGAGGUCGGCAAAAAGAUAGAAAAAGUGGAGAAGAAAAUUUCAAAGAAAAAUGAUGGGUGACAAAACCGCACAGGAGAAGAAUACCAGGUACCCCACGGCAAGGCCCGGCUCUCCGGACAUCACCGAUUGGCACCUCGGAAACACUCGUGAGCGGCAGUAUUCACUAAAGACAGAAGAAAGAAAACACAGUGUGUGUUAGAAGCGAGCCGGAUCGAUAUGCGACACUCAGCUUGAAAUGGUGCGUUGCGAUUGGCUGAAUCUCGAUCCCUAGCCAGAGCCGGUUGAGAUUAAGAAAGAAAGCCAGUGUUAAGAAACAACAGGCAAAAUAAGAGACUGCGAUUGGCUGGAUUUCGAUUCCUCCUCUGGAAAAAAAAGAAAGAGAGGAAUGUGGAUGUUACAACCAUCCAGUCAAUCGCCCACAUGUGAAUGAUGAAAUAAUGUGCGUAGGCUUUUUCGGUGAUUCUAAAAUGGAUUAAAAGGAAGAGUUGUUCAACAUAGUUAAAUAAAAGAUUGUUUUAACAACUUAAAAGAAAAGAAAGAGGAGUUAAAAGAAGACAUUAUAUAAUUUAUAUUUUUUUUUUUUUAAAAAGUAAGGUUAUUCGGUUUGUCCGCGGGAGGGUAAAGUCCAAACCUUUACCACCCUGGGCAAAGUUCGCCACCAGCCACCCACACACCACUGCAAGGUGAGUGCUAGACUUAGCAGGCCCAUGAUCGAGUGCAUCGAUAGUCCUCGGACCGCUCUUACCUGUUUAUAUAAUUAGCAAUUUAUUAUGUGCCAGCUACUUAUUAUAUUCUUAUUUUCGUGUCCAAUACAUAGGUUAGAAUAGCCCGUUCCACCUCCCGUUUGAGAGCGGGAGGCGGGUUAAAUAUUUUAACAGGAUUAAAUUUAAUUUUAAGUUUAUCCAUUAUUGUUUUAAAAAUACUUCUUUCGUCAGUAUAUUUAUUACAAUAAAAAAUAUAAUGUCUUACA